This is a messenger RNA of Ochotona princeps (American pika), 843 nucleotides long. Its product is annotated as histone H2B type 1-C/E/F/G/I. The transcript has 2 exons. Gene Ontology annotation, molecular function: structural constituent of chromatin; protein heterodimerization activity; DNA binding. Gene Ontology annotation, cellular component: nucleosome. The coding region runs from base 228 to 608 and encodes 126 amino acids. The record is from RefSeq and is a predicted model, not a curated record. NCBI's taxonomy places the organism in Eukaryota, Metazoa, Chordata, Mammalia, Lagomorpha, Ochotonidae.
UCUCUGCUUUCUGAUUGGGUGGAGGUGAAACAGCAAGAUAGCCAAUGAAAACCUAGAUCUGUAAGUGUCGUUUGAAUUCGCAUUUGUGACGACACACUCAACAUUAGCCCAAUCAUAAGCGAAAAUUUACAAUCCUCAUUUGAAUACCGCAGCUAUAAAUGAGUGUGGCGUUCUCGGACUAAUUAUUUUCUCAGGUGUUGCUUACUGGCGCAAUAUUUAGGGUUACAAUGCCUGAGCCAGCGAAGUCCGCUCCUGCGCCGAAGAAGGGCUCCAAGAAGGCAGUGACCAAGGCGCAGAAGAAGGACGGCAAGAAGCGCAAGCGCAGCCGCAAGGAGAGCUACUCGGUCUACGUGUACAAGGUGCUCAAGCAGGUGCACCCGGACACGGGCAUCUCGUCCAAGGCCAUGGGCAUCAUGAACUCGUUCGUCAACGACAUCUUCGAGCGCAUCGCGGGCGAGGCGUCGCGCCUGGCGCACUACAACAAGCGCUCGACCAUCACGUCCCGGGAGAUCCAGACGGCCGUGCGCCUGCUGCUGCCCGGCGAGCUGGCCAAGCACGCCGUGUCUGAGGGCACCAAGGCCGUCACCAAGUACACCAGCUCCAAGUAGACUCUGCACCACCCUGCUUGUGGCCCGGGAGAGCAAUAGAGGACGGCCCAAAGCCCUGGGAUCCUGUGCCUGCAUGAGUGACCCGGAAGCAGCUGCUGGCCCUUGACUUCAGAUCAGCUCGGAGCUGAGCUCUGGCCAUUGCAACCACUUGGGGAGUGAAUCAGUGGAUGAAAGAUCUUUCUCUCUAUAAAUCUGAUUUUCCAAUAAAAAAUAAAUAAAUGAUUAAAAAAAACUG